AUGGUAACUCGAUCCAAUGUGACGGAAUAUGAACUCAGCCCGUAUGAGACGAGUCUCAAUGGAUUGCCUCCACGGCACACAGCUCGCUUGUUUAAUACACAUGGUUCGGGGACAAUGUCAGAUCUGGUCGACUUCAAAAAACAAGCCCGAAAAGUACGUGAGUACAAUGAAAAACGACGUUUGAACCCUCUGAUUCCUGCUCAGGAGGAACUGCUCUCCCAACUUUAUCAAGACCAAGUUGACUUCACCAGAAGAUUGGGAAAGUAUGUAGCCGCCCAUAAUCAUGCGGUGCAAGCGGCUUUCGCAAAAAUGCAGAAUUAG
This is a messenger RNA of Opisthorchis viverrini, 321 nucleotides long. RefSeq lists its product as hypothetical. The record is from RefSeq and is a predicted model, not a curated record. The transcript has a single exon. NCBI's taxonomy places the organism in Eukaryota, Metazoa, Platyhelminthes, Trematoda, Opisthorchiida, Opisthorchiidae. Bases 1 to 321 code for a protein of 106 amino acids.